GAGGCUAUUUUUGCCAUACUUUUCCAAAGAUAAAGGCCCCCCAAGAAUAAGAUGCCAAAUAAACGGUGUAAAAAGGAAAAGAUUUUUCAAAAUAGUUGUGGCAAAUCAAAAAGAUAAGAAAAAUGGAAAACACAUAGAAGUCUUAGGCACAUAUGUAAAUAAAAAUAAUAUAAGGGAAAAAUUAAACACGUAUAACAUUGGCAACCCGAAUAAUGAUUACUAUUAUAACAAUGUUGAAAAUAUUAAAGAAAUUAGAUUAAGAUUUAAUAGAGUUAAAUUUUGGCUAGCAGCAAACUGUAACUUUAGUGACCACAUGAAAUACGUUUUAAGCUUAUGUAAAAUAAUACCACAGUACCCAGUAAAAUAUAGCAGAAGGUGUUCCGAUAAAUAUUACUACAAAUAUAACGAAAUUAUAAAUAAACAUAAACUUAUACAAGCAGAAAAAAUCAAUAAUUUCCUGAAAACAGAUUUAAAUAUACAAUACCUGAAUAACUUUGACAAAACAGAAGAGGAACAAAAGGAACAGGAUGAUUAUAUAUACACCCCUGAAGAACUUACAUAUCUUAAAAAAUUAUCAAAAAAUAGAAACUUAGACUUUGAGCAUACCGACAAAAUUAGGAAAAUUAUUCGGUA
This is a messenger RNA of Plasmodium cynomolgi strain B, 633 nucleotides long. RefSeq names its product 30S ribosomal protein S16-related. The record is from RefSeq and is a predicted model, not a curated record. NCBI's taxonomy places the organism in Eukaryota, Apicomplexa, Aconoidasida, Haemosporida, Plasmodiidae. The annotation marks the transcript as partial. Gene Ontology annotation, cellular component: small ribosomal subunit; ribosome. The transcript has a single exon. Gene Ontology annotation, biological process: mitochondrial translation. Gene Ontology annotation, molecular function: structural constituent of ribosome.